Paramecium sonneborni is the source of this 1434-nucleotide messenger RNA. The record is from the annotation of a GenBank genome assembly. Lineage: Eukaryota; Ciliophora; Oligohymenophorea; Peniculida; Parameciidae.
AUGAAUAAAAUAUUGAAUACUAUCGAUAAAAUUGACGUAUUUGGAGUUCCUAUUAAUCUUCUAACUAAUGAAAAGAGUUCCAUUUUUCAAAGUAAAGUUGGAGGGCUAUUAACUUUAAUUGCAGGAGCCCUAAGUAUUUCAUAUUUUUUAUAUGUUUUUGUAUUUUGGGUUAGCAAUUUAAUACCUCCUAAUAUAAGUUUCAAAUAAGAAACAAUAGGAUAUGCUUAGUUUCACAUUUAAUCUGCAAUGAUUGAAUUAAUGUUAACUGAUUUCUCUGGAGAUGCUGAUCCAUUCAGAAAAGAAAAUAAUAUUAUUACUCCUCAUUUAUAUACAGUUAUAGAUACUACAAUAAUAGAUAAACCUAUUCCUUUAUUUAGUACCUAAGAAAAACCUUAUAUAAUAUCUUUUGAGAAUGUUACCUUAGUAUUAAAUCAUUAAAUUGAUCCAGAUUAAAAUCAUUAAGAGAUGAAAUAAUAUUUAAUUGUACUUGAAAGUUGUUCUAAUACUACUUUAUAAGAUAAUGGUUAUUGUGCUGAUUAGAAAACAAUUGAUGAUUAUUUAUAAAAAUUUCAUGGAUUCUUGUUUUUAAGUAUAAAAUUAAAUUAACUUAAUCAUGUAACAAGAGAAUUAGAAGAAUUCAAUAAACAAUAUUACUAGGCUUUUGAUAUGUUUAAACCAUAAUAUUCAUAGGUUAUGUUAAAAUAGUAAGAGACAGUCAUUGAUGAUGGUCUUUUAUUUAAUAAUUAUUAAAAUUACUAAUUCUUAAACAAUUAUGAAUUAAUUAAUUAGUAAGUUGAUACUUUAUUUUCUUCUAAUGUUGUAUCAUAAAUGUCCAAAUAACAAUAUAACUUUACAAAUUAUGCAUGUUAUUUAUUUAGAUUAGAUAGUAUUUAAGUUAAAGAAUUAGUUACAAUGCCAAAACUAGGUCAGUUUCUUGCUUAAGUUGGUUCAAUAGUUUAAUUGAUAUUCUUAUUAUAACACAUAGCCUUAUAUUAUAAUAAUAAACUUCUAGAAAAUCAAUUACUUCAUGAAAUUAUUACAAUGUAUUAUCCUGAAUUAAAAAAUAUUAAACUUACAAUAUUUAAUAAAUUGGAAUUCAAAGAGAGUGUAGAUAAUAAUAUCAAAUGUAUUAAUUUAGAUUUCAAAUCUAAAUAUAAAAUCUUAGUUGAUAAAGCAAAAGAGAAAUGUAGGUUUAAUAAUAUUUUGUAUGAAAUUUCGAGAAUUUAAUUUAUUAUCUAAUAAUAAUUUGGAGAUUAAGUCUUAUAAUAGAGUCAUUUAUUAGGAGGAAAACUUGAAAACAAUUAUUAUGAAUUGUAAAAUUGCAAAGAAACAAAGAGAUUAGCAAUCAAACCAGAGAAUUCUAUAGAUUUGGGGAAUGGCUAUCCCUUAUUAGAUCCUUUGGAAAUAUUAUCAAAAUAGCCUUGGAUUGCUUGA